CGUUUACAAAAACAUGGCUGCGCCCUUGCGAAUGUCAUGUUGCUGACUGUGUGUAUGUAGUUGCCUUUGUUUGAGCGUCACCACAUACACAUUAAGCUUACAUAUAAUACUUUUAUAGACGUGUCUACAUGCAGUUACCGGCUUUAUAAAGUCUUUAGAUACUUCACUAAUCAUGGUCCACUUGUCGUCUUUGCUUCUUAAAAAGUACCACGGUGGGCAUGUGGUCAUUCGUUUGGCGCUAGGGGGCGCCACUAACAGACCCUUCUAUCGCAUCGUGGCCGCCUAUAAUAAACGGGCGAGAGAUGGUAAAUAUAUCGAGCAGCUGGGAUCAUACGACCCUCUCCCUAACAUUUACAAUGAAAAGCUCGUCGCCUUUAACUACGACAGAAUCAAGCACUGGAUUGGCUGCGGGGCCCAUCCCACCAAUCCUGUGGCCAAACUUCUAGGAUUGGCUGGUUUCUUCCCGCUUCAUCCAAUGACCGUUACGGAAGCGGAACGGAGACGAAAAGCAGCUUCUACACAAGAAAACAAGACAGACAUUGAAGACACAGAAGAAAAGCAGGCAGAGUACUGAACUCAAAUGAACCGACAGCUGUAGGAGUUUUAGCGUAUAUGAAGAACAGUUUCUCUGAAUAUCAGUAGUGAUAACUUCACGGUUUACUACGGAUACAUUUCUAGAGAUUCUGUUUCAGUGAUGUGUUUUUUAUUGUACUAUUAUUUUUGUCAAUAAGCUUCAGAACAUAUUAAAACUUCAUUCAAAUUUUG
Messenger RNA from Triplophysa dalaica, 765 nucleotides. RefSeq names its product mitochondrial ribosomal protein S16 (gene mrps16). The transcript has 4 exons. Bases 173 to 574 code for a protein of 133 amino acids. The record is from RefSeq and is a predicted model, not a curated record. Gene Ontology annotation, biological process: mitochondrial translation. Lineage: Eukaryota; Metazoa; Chordata; Actinopteri; Cypriniformes; Nemacheilidae. Gene Ontology annotation, molecular function: structural constituent of ribosome. Gene Ontology annotation, cellular component: mitochondrial small ribosomal subunit; ribosome.